Messenger RNA from Hyposmocoma kahamanoa, 9080 nucleotides. It is a transcript of the gene ChiR1, whose product is annotated as probable chitinase 10. The transcript has 52 exons. Gene Ontology annotation, molecular function: chitinase activity; chitin binding. Lineage: Eukaryota; Metazoa; Arthropoda; Insecta; Lepidoptera; Cosmopterigidae. Bases 124 to 8901 code for a protein of 2925 amino acids. Gene Ontology annotation, cellular component: extracellular region. The record is from RefSeq and is a predicted model, not a curated record. Gene Ontology annotation, biological process: chitin catabolic process; carbohydrate metabolic process.
GCAGCCCCUCCUUUCCUGUAAUACUGAGGUCCAGCUACCGGCAUUAAACGCAGUAAUAAAUCACAUCGCAGUUAUAAAUUAUAAAUAAAUUGAAAGCAGUUGUGAAAAAGAAAGCUCCCCGUUAUGGGGCACAAAAUUUUGCUUCAGUGCGCAUAUGCGUUGGUGUUAUGCGUAAGCGCAAUAGCGUCACCACGUUCGGACAUCAAUGCUUUUAUACGCAGCACCGUUGAGACUGCACCAGAACACAAACCGCUUGCGCCUCCUAUCAGAUCUUCGGUUGAAAGUGUUCCCUUCAGGAGUCUUCGAGCUGAAGGCGAGGGGAGAUUGCCAUUACGAGAUGCAGUGGAAAAGAGACCGAUAUCAGUGCUAGAUGAAGACACCUACACAGAUUUAUUAUAUAAAUACAAAUCAGCAGAAGAUGCAGAGUCAAUUCCAGAUAACGACCAUUAUGGGAAUGUCAGACUUUACUAUGGUGCCGCCAGUUACUUGAAUAACAUCUCCAAAAAUGACGAAAGAUUGCAACAAGGCAAUGCAAAUCUUCAAGAGAUGCAACAAACAGCGAGUGCCCCCGCAGUUAGUAGAAUGGUUGUAUGCUAUUUACAAUCCUGGGCGGCGUACCGAGCGCCUCCUCUGGCCUUCACCGCUGGCUUAGUGCCCAAGUCAUGCACGCAUCUGCAUUACGCCUUCGCAGUUUUACAUCCUCAUACAUACGCCGUGUUACCCGCUAAUGAAGAUUACGACGUUAUCAAAGGCGGUUACCGAAUAGCUACAGGAUUAAAACGACGUCAUCCCGGGCUAAAGGUACUGAUCAGCGUAGGCGGAGAUGGCACCGCUCGUUUGUUCAGCGAAAUGGCACAGGAACCGAAUAGACGAAGUUCCUUCAUUGAGAGUGCAGUCAACUUUUUAAGAGAACAUGAUUUUGAUGGCCUUGAUUUGCACUGGGUUUAUCCAGGCGAAAAAGACGACAGGGAAAAAGCGCUACUGACAAGACUUUUGUAUGAGCUUCGAGAAAAGUUUUCGUCUUACGGUUUGUUACUUUCCACCGUUUUACCGCCAUUUAGAUACCAAAUAGAAGACGGCUACGACUUAAGUGCAGUCAGCGGUGCGACAGAUUAUGCGAUCCUUCAGGCGUGGGAUAUGACUCAUGGAAAACGAGAUGAACCUCCAUCACGAGCAGUGCAGCACAGCGCUUUGCAUAGAGACCCUGGAGCGUCUUCUAGAGAUCAGCGAUAUGAUAACAUUGAAUUCAUGGCAAAGUACAUCAUUCGCCACGGCAUGGCACCUGACAAGCUGGUCUUGGGUGUGCCUUUGUUCGGACGUAGUUAUACUCUAGCUGCAUCAACUUUGCCUGCUCCUGGAGCUGCUAUAAGCGGGUGGGGCGAUGAAGGACAGUACACCCAAUCCAAAGGAUUGCUCGCUUAUUUCGAGAUCUGCAUGAUGGAACGUGAAAGCAAAGGAGCAAGUGCGUUAGACGAGUCUGGCAAUUCAUAUGCUGUGUUCGACAACCAGUGGGUCACUUACGAUUCUCCCUCGAAUGUUAUCGAGAAGAUGAAAUUCGUGGUGAAUACUGGUCUAGCCGGUGCGGCGGCUUGGGCUGUGGAUAUGGACGACUUCCGUGGCUUAUGUGGGUCACCGUUCCCGAUACUAAGUGCUAUGUCUACCAGCCUUAACGGAGAAGCAAUUCAAACAGAUCAAUCAUCACUAAAGGUUGGCUCAUGUGAUUCGGAUAGUGCCUAUUUAGCGUCAGAUGAGGAGUCAUGUGCUCAUUUUUACUUCUGUAAUGGUGGAAUCAAUUACAAAUUGGUCUGUGAAGAGAAUCGUCUGUACGACCCCUCUACUGGAUAUUGCGGACAUCAAGAUGUCGCAAAAUGUUUACCAGGUCAAAGCCUUAGAAUAAGUAUAGCUGAUGCUUCUAAAUAUUCAGCAGAAAAAUAUGAAACUGACUUUGAGUGGGGAGAUGAUCCUAUUAAAGAUAUAAUACAGAAAACAAAUGACGCACAAAGACUGUUGGCUGCAGAUCAGACUGAUGCUAAGAAAGGAAAAGCAAACAACAAAAAAGUGGUGUGCUACAUGACCAGCUGGGCAUUCUAUCGGCGUGGCGACGGAAAGUUUGUGCCAGAGCAUAUCGACAGCAGGCUCUGCACACAUGUGGUCUAUGCAUAUGCUUCCCUUACUCCUGAUAACCUCGUGGCCAAGGAGUUUGACCCUUGGGCGGACAUUAAUAAUAAUCUCUACGAACGCGUGACAUCCUUAAGUGAUGUCAACGUUCUUCUCGGCUUGGGAGGGUGGACAGACUCAGCCGGCGAUAAAUAUUCUCGCCUCGUCUCCUCAUCCAGCGCUCGUUCGAAGUUUAUCCAGAAACUCAUUCCAUUCUUACGUAUGCACAAUUUUGAUGGUCUUCAUUUGGAUUGGAAUUACCCAGUUUGCUGGCAGAGCAACUGUAAAAAGGGAGCAAGAUCUGAUAAAGCAAAUUACGCCACGUUUGUUCAGGAACUAUCAUUAGCACUCCACGGUGCGCAUAUGGAACUCGGUAUUGCAGUCUCGGGCUACAAAGAGGUUAUAGAGGCUGCUUACGACCUGCCUUCCCUAUCGAAGUCAGUGGAUUUCCUCAGUGCGAUGACGUAUGACUACCAUGGCGGCUGGGAGAGAACUACAGCCCACCAUACACCAAUAGUACCGAAUUCUAAUGAUCCGCUGGCGUACUAUUCUAUUGAAUACGCAAUUAAAGCACUAAUUGGCGGUGGUGCAGACCCUAAGAAAUUGCUACUGGGAUUGUCUUUCUAUGGGCAAUCGUUUCGACUGGCUGAUGUGGAAGGGCCAAGCGGCCCUGGCGCUCCUGCCGCCGGCCCUGGUGAACCAGGAGAGUUUACUAAGCAACCGGGCAUGCUGGCUUAUUAUGAAAUUUGCUAUAGAGUCAAGAAUCUACGUUGGAAAACUGGCCGACAGGAUAAAGCUGGACCUUAUGCCUAUUCUGACAAUCAGUGGGUCGGGUAUGAUGACCCAAAGUCUAUCAAGGAAAAGGUGGAAUGGGCUCUUCGACAAGGUUUGGGUGGAGUGACUGCAUGGGCGAUCGACUUAGAUGACUUCAGCAACCGCUGCUGCACAGAACCAUCUCCAUUGCUGCGUGCGGCUGGCCGAGCGUUAGGCCGAGCCGUGCCCGCGCCGCCCAAAUCGCCGUGCGAACGACCGCCAGAACCUGUAACUCCUGCGCCGCCAAUUACUACUCCUGCUGAGUCUGAUGGAUCAAUGACGAGCGAACAUCACCACGGGCAACACGAAGACACUUCUACGACCUGGCCAAGCUGGAAACCUAGUUCCUCCACCACCGCACAAACUUGGUGGCCCUCAGCCGCCACCACCCCGUCUAUGACAACCACGACCACUCGACGACCCACCCAAGCCCCUACGACGAGACCACCUGCUUCUAGACCACCACCUACCAACAGUGGCAAUUUGGAAGGCACGCCCUGCCGGGCGGGUGAGCACCGAGCCGCGCCGGGCGACUGCUCGGGAUACUUGCAAUGCGAGGGCGGACAAUGGCGCAAGCACCGCUGUGCCCCCGGCCUGCACUGGUCGGCGACUUCUAACCGCUGCGACUGGCCCAACUUCGCUAAUUGCAAUGAAUCGCCCAAUAACCAAGCAAGCACAGCGACUACGACACUCGCCCCGAUGACACCACGACCGCCUCGACCAGACACGACGACCAGGACGACCACGACGACUACAAAUACAACAACUACUUCAACAACAUCAAAACCGACAACACAGGCACCUGUCGGCACAGACGAUACCCUGGAAGGCACACCGUGUAACGGACAGGACUACCGUGAAGUACCACGCGAUUGCAAUUCUUAUUUGCAUUGCGACGGUCGUGUAUGGAGACAGCAAAAUUGUGCGCCCGGUCUACACUGGAGCCAGAAGGAUAAGCAUUGUGAUUGGCCUAAAUAUGCCAAGUGUAAAGACCAGCAAGCAUCAAGACCGACGACUUCAGCACCUAAACCAACACGACCUCCGAGACCGACAAGACCGCCAACUACAACAGUUUCGUCAUCAGACUGGCCGAAAGAAGGCGGAGAAUGUGGAGGCAACGAGAUGCAUGCUCCAGCGAGCACAUGUGACGCAUAUUUGCUCUGCGUUUCCGGCAAUUGGCGCAAACAGCUGUGUCCUCCAGGACUUCAUUGGGACAAAAGAACUAAUCGCUGUGAUUGGACGGAGUUUGCUAUGUGUGAAAAAAAACCCGAUGUUAAUAAGUCUCCCAUGUCAGCGACAACUACCAGAAAACCAACAUAUACGACAACGAAGAAACCAAUAAUUGAUGUUGAUCCUCACAAGCCAUCGACGCGUUGCACCACAGGUUCUUAUUAUCCGCAUCCAAAAUGUGAAAAAUUCUUUGUUUGCGUGAACGGAAUGAUGAUAGCUCAGAGUUGCGCACCUGGACUCGUAUGGCAUCCUGGCAGGUCGCAAUGUGACUUCCCUUCACCGGCUUCCUGUAACGACAGACGACAGAUUGCAUCAGCUGCUUUGACUGAUGCCUCCAAGCCACAAAAUUCUGUGCAGAUAAUUUACUGCCAGAAUGGCGAAUACGCUAUGUUACCUUCUGACUGCACACGUUACCAACAUUGUUUGUUUGGUAAAUUUGAGGAGUUCGCUUGUAGUGCUGGUCUUCAUUGGAAUCAGGACAAACAAAUUUGCGAUUGGCCUAAAAACGCAAAUUGCAAGCCUACGGCUCCUGCAACGAGUCCACGACCGUUGAAAGAAACUGCUAAACCUGUCAAAAUACCAGUGAAACCGCCUAAAGAACCUGAGCAUACCUAUCACGACACGCCGCCGGUGCCAUCAAAGCCAGUUCACACAAAACCAUCUACUGGAACGUCUUCAGACGUUGGCAAUAAACCUGCCCUUAUUAAUUCGCGCUAUAAACUAGUAUGCUAUUACACAAAUUGGUCAUGGUACCGUCCUGGACUCGGCAAAUAUACACCCGAAGACAUUGACCCGACACUCUGCACCCACAUUGUGUACGGAUUUGCUGUUCUGAGUAACGACGGCCUCAUCACAGCGCAUGACUCUUGGGCGGAUUAUGAUAACCGAUUCUACGAGCGAGUAGUAGAAUAUAAACGCCACGGCAUCAAAGUCUCCAUCGCUCUUGGCGGAUGGAACGAUUCAGCUGGUAAUAAAUAUUCAAAACUCGUCAAUGAUCCCGCUGCUCGAAAGAGAUUCGUUACGCACGCACUGCAGUUUAUCGAAAAGUAUAAUUUUGAUGGUUUGGAUCUUGAUUGGGAAUAUCCCAAGUGUUGGCAGGUGGAUUGCUCAAAGGGCCCCGAUUCCGACAAAACCGGUUUUUCAGAUCUCGUUCGAGAACUAUCUUCGGUGUUCAAGCCCAAAGGCCUAUUGCUCUCUGCCGCUGUAUCUCCAAACAAAAUGGUAAUAGAUGAAGGGUACGACGUACCAACACUGGCUCGGCACCUGGAUUGGAUCGCCGUGAUGACUUACGAUUACCACGGACAAUGGGACAAGAAAACUGGACAUGUCGCUCCUUUGUUUUAUCACCCUGAAGAUGAUGUUACUUACUUUAAUGCUAAUUACACAAUUCACUACUGGAUGCAAAAAGGCGCUCCGCCUUCAAAACUUGUUAUGGGAAUGCCUCUCUAUGGACAGACUUUCACUCUAGAAACACAAUGGGAGAGCGCCAUGGAAGUAGAAAGGAGAAAGGAUUUUUCCGGUUUGAAUAUCCCCGCUGCAUCUGGUGGUGAGGCAGGCGAAUACACAAGAGCGAAGGGCUUUUUAGCUUACUAUGAGAUUUGCGAACGAAUCAGAAACCAAGGCUGGCAAUUGGUCCAAGAUCCCACCCGACGCAUGGGACCGUACGCAUACAAGGAUAAUCAAUGGGUCUCGUUCGAUGACCAAGAGAUGCUCAAGAAGAAGGUAAACUUCAUCAAGUCGCUCAAUCUUGCUGGAGGAAUGGUCUGGGCUUUGGAUCUUGAUGACUUCCGAAACAGAUGUGAUCAAGGUGUACACCCACUAAUAAAUACAAUCAAGAAUGGUUUAUUAGACCCAAGCAUAGACUAUGAGUCCCUCCAGCCGUCCCCCGUAGAACAAUCUACAUCCCCUAUCAAAGAACCAGCAAAUCAAAUAGAGGAGGACCUCGACGACAUCGAAGUGAUUUUGAACAGACCUACGACGCAAAAAGCUACAAAAUUGACGACAAAACCACAAACUCAGAAACCGCCGAUACUAACAACACUAGCUCCAAUAUUCAAAGAAGAGAGAUAUAAGAUUGUUUGCUACUACACGAAUUGGGCUUGGUACAGACCUGGUUCUGGAAAAUAUACGCCGGACGAUAUCGACCCAACCCUAUGUACUCACAUCGUGUAUGCAUUUGCAGUCUUGGACAGUAAUAAGUUGGUCAUCAAACCGCAUGAUACAUGGCUAGAUGUGGAACACAAAUUCUACGAGAAAGUGAUAGGUCUCCGUAGACAUGGCGUACGUGUUGUCUUAGGACUGGGUGGAUGGAAUGAUUCUGCUGGCGACAAGUAUUCACGACUUGUGAACAAUGCUUCAGCUAGGAGAAAGUUCAUAGUCCAUGCACUUGAUUUCAUCGAGCAAUUCGGAUUUGAUGGGCUCGACCUUGAUUGGGAAUAUCCUAAGUGCUGGCAGGCUGAUUGCGACAAAGGACCCAGUUCCGACAAAGCAGGAUUCACGAGUCUGGUGAAAGAACUGCGUACUGCGUUUAGUCGUCGUGGUCUGCUACUAUCCGCUGCUGUUUCGGCCAGCAAGCGUGUCAUAGACGCAGGUUAUGACGUACCAACUCUGUCAGAAAAUUUGGACUGGAUAUCUUUAAUGACGUACGACUAUCACGGGCAAUGGGAGAAGAAAACAGGUCAUGUUGCGCCAAUGUAUGUUCAAGAAGACGCUAAUGACCAAACCUUGAAUGCCAACUUUACAGUACACUACUGGCUCAAAAAGGGAGCAUCUCGCGAGAAGUUGAUAAUGGGCUUGCCGUUCUACGGGCAGUCGUUCUCAAUGAUAGAGAAUGCAGGCACAGGCCUUGGCGUGCCAACAUUCGCCGGUGGUGAGCCAGGUGAUGAAACCAGGGCAAGAGGGUUCUUGGCCUUCUAUGAGAUCUGCGAGCGCAUCCGGUCUCAGGGCUGGCAAGUAGCACGUGAUGCAGGUGGCCGUAUGGGUCCUUAUGCCACUUUGCACGACCAGUGGGUCUCAUUCGACGACGACUUCAUGAUUCGACACAAAGCUGAAUAUAUUCGCGCGCUAGAUUUAGGUGGAGGGAUGAUCUGGUCCCUAGACUUGGACGAUUUCACUGGACAGUAUUGUGGAUGUGGAAAGUCACCGCUGCUGCGUAAUAUCAACUUUGUCCUUAGAGGACAAGAGGCUCCUUCCGCUUGCCUACUUGAAGAAAUUCAAGGACCAUCAUCAGUGGACCAAGUAGGAGGGACAGAAGAAGUAUCAUCAGCAGGCCAAUUACCAUUAAAGCCACAGACGGAACUGGAAGAUACACCUCACGAAAUACAACCUCACACUGACAGCGAGAGCGACAAACCAAGCUACGAAGGUGUUUCCUGCCGUGAAGCGACUUUCCGAGGUGACGAUAACGACUGCAGAAAAUAUUAUUUGUGUAUCAACGGGCAAUACACGCAACUUAAAUGCCCCGAACAACUACACUGGAACAAAAACCACUGUGAUUGGCCAGAAAAAUCUCACUGCAGGCAUAAGGCUAACUUACGACUAACGGCUGGUGACGAAAUACUUGAGGUGUUGGACGACAAACCAAUUCUGGCUUGCUACUUUACAAAUUGGGCUUAUUAUAGGCGAGACGACGGCAAGUUUGGUCCAGAACAAGUGGAUCCUACACUAUGUACGCACAUAAUAUACACAUGGGCACACCUAGAUGAUCUCAAUUACGAAUUGGUACCUGGAAAUCUAGAAUUAGAUGUUGACAACGAUUUCUACGGUAAAAUAACGGGACUUCGUGUAAAGGGUGUGAAAGUCAUUCUUGGCGUGGGUGGUCUGAAAGACUCUGAAAACGAUAAAUGGAAUCGAAUGGCUGUCAAUAAAGAGCACAGAAAAGAGUUCAUCAACUCUGCGCUGAAGGUAUUGAGAAGAUGGAACUUCGACGGCUUACAGCUCGGCUGGCAAUACCCAGUAUGCAAACAAAUUUCAUGUACACAACACGAAACAUCAGAGAAAGAGAAUUUCAGUACCCUGGUGUUAGAGUUGUCAGGGGCUCUCCGGGCCCAUAACCUAGAAUUUUCUACUGUGGUAUCGGCGACCCCUGAAAUUGCUCAAGUGGCGUACGAUUUCAACGUUUUGACGGCAGCAGUAGAUUGGACCGCUAUUGCUGCUAAUGAUUAUUACGCAUCUACAACUGGACGGACGGCGUAUCUUGUGCCUUUGGAAACCCCUGAGGCAGCUGGUAUUAAUAGUUUCAACUCGACUCUGACGUAUUGGGCAAGUGUAAUGCCUCCCAGGCAAUUAGUGAUGGGCGUGCCAGCUUACGCGCGAUCGUAUACAUUACGCAGUGCCUCAAACGCAGCAGUGGGGGCACUUGUUGCUGGCCCCGGUCAACCUGGUUUAUAUACUGAUUUCCCUGGAUUCCUAGCAUAUAAUGAGGUUUGCACGGGUCUUCGAUCCAAAGAAUGGUUAGAAACACAAACUCUGGAUGGCACAUUCGCUGUUUAUAAUAAACAAUGGUCUUCUUACCUUCGGCCUGAAGAGGUUCAUCGAGUGGCAUCGUCUGUAGUCUUAGCUGGACUUCGUGGAGUUUCUCUCUGGGCCCUGGAUUUGGAUGAUUGGCGCGGUACUUGCGGAUGUGAAUCCUACCCAUUACUAACUGCAUUGCGACAAGGUCUUUCCGAUCCCCAUUUACCUCCCACAACAUGUCUGAAUUGAAUCGACAACUUUGAAUAUCUCUCUUCAGUACCUAAUGAAGGUCCCAUAGAAACUAUAAACUUAACGUAGUUUUUUAACAGCUUAACUGAUUCAAUUUCAAAAGUUAUGUAAAUACUCAGAUCAGUAAGGAGAGCUGAGACUGUUUACUUAAAACACGUAAAAAAAAUUAAAGUAAUUAA